GUUGGGGGUAUGAUUGGUUUCAUGAAACAGGGCUCGUGGGUUUCAACUUUCUCACCCAUCUUUCUUUACUAAAUUUUUAAAUACGUUUGGCAAGCAUUAGAAAAGCAAAGGGCAAGAAAAGGGAGUGUUGGGAAAAAAUGAACAGACUGAUGGUAAAGAGAGACACUAAUAAAAAAAGAGAGGCUAGAAUUCGAAAGCUGCCAAUUCUCUCCCCACCUUUCUUUUAAAACCUUCCUUCUACACAUACCCAUCAAAACCCAAAAAACCAUAUAGGUCAUCAAGCUCAAGAAAACGAGAGGCUCUGAGUUAUUAGUUCAUAUUAAGCUGAAAAAAAAUCAAAAUGAAAGGAAGAGAAAGCAGGAGAGCUCCAUCAGCAGAUCUGUUAGUAUGUUUUCCUUCUAGAGCCCAUCUAACAUUAAUGCCCAAACCCAUUUGCAGUCCUGCAAGGCCAUUAGAACCCAGCAAACCCCACCAGAACCGCCACCACCACCGACAACAAUGGCCCCACCAUUUGAAGAAAUCCAGCCCUAGGGCUGGUGGAAGCCGAGCCAGUCCUCUUUUAUGGACUAAAACCAGGCAAAUGGACUCGGAGUUAUCAGAACCAACAUCACCAAAAGUAACAUGCGCUGGGCAGAUCAAAGUCAGACACAAGGCAAGCUCCUGCAAGAACUGGCAAUCAGUCAUGGAAGAGAUUGAAAGGAUUCACAUCAGCAGGAAAAGCACCAAAAAAUCAACCUGGCUUGACUCCCUGGGAUUCAAGAAAGAUAUAAUGCAUUUCUUAACAUGUUUAAGAAACAUAAGAUUCGAUUUUCGAUGCUUUGGUUCCUUUCCAGCUCAAUCAGAUAUCACUAGUAAUGAUGAAGAAGAAUAUGAAGAGUAUGGGGAAUAUCAAGAAAACCAUGUUGGUGUUGAUGGAAGAAUUGACAAAGAGGAUUCAAGAACCAUAUUUUCUAAAUGGUUCAUGAUGCUGCAAGAGAAUCAGAAUAGCACUACUGGGUUCUUCGAAGAAGACGCUAAACAGAAAGAGAGGUCUUGCAAUGAUGAGUCUCUAGCUGCGCCCUCUGUUCCACCACCAAAUGCUCUCCUGCUUAUGAGGUGUAGGUCUGCUCCGGCGAAGAGUUGGCAGGAAGAAGAGGAAGAAGAAGAAGAAGAUCAAGACAGGAAGCAAGAACAGAAGAAAGGAAAGAAUUUGAAGGCUUUAAUGGAGGAAGAGGGAAAAAACAGUAAAAAAGAGAGCUUGGUAGUGAUGAGCUAUGAUACAGAUUUCUAUAAACUUUCAACUGAUAUAGCUAAGGAAACAUGGGUUGUUGGUGGAAUGAAAGAUACAGUAGCAAGAAGUAGAAGUUGGAAGAGAUGAUCAUGAACCUGGUGAUCCUGCUACAUUUUCCAUUUUACUUAGUCCUUGCCAAGCACACUGGGGAGUUAAAUUCUCCUUCCUAUUCAAAGCUAAAGCUAAAGGGGACAAUUCCUGUUUUGUGAAAGCAAUGUCGGUUGCUCGCAGGGGCUUGUUUUCCUCUUCUGAAAUAACAACAAACACAAAAAGUCAAAAGGGACGAUUCCUGUUUUGUAAAUAAAAGGACGGCCACUGCACAAAUUUCUCUUCGUCUUCUGAAACGGGUGCACAGGGGAUGUCAAAUUUUCUUUUCUGUUCAAUGUAUAACAACAGCAGUAGCAAAAGGCAACAAUUCCUUCUUUUUUUUCCUUUGAUUUUUUAAAAAUAUAUGUUGGUUUCCUUCUUCUUCUUCUUCUUUUAAUUAUCCUGGUUUAAUGAACUAAUUUUUAUUA
This is a messenger RNA of Populus nigra (black poplar), 1785 nucleotides long. RefSeq lists its product as uncharacterized. The record is from RefSeq and is a predicted model, not a curated record. Gene Ontology annotation, molecular function: DNA binding. The transcript is spliced from 2 exons. Lineage: Eukaryota; Viridiplantae; Streptophyta; Magnoliopsida; Malpighiales; Salicaceae. The coding region runs from base 341 to 1357 and encodes 338 amino acids.